Molecule: messenger RNA, 854 nt
Organism: Mya arenaria
Lineage: Eukaryota; Metazoa; Mollusca; Bivalvia; Myida; Myidae
Exons: 6
Coding region: 1-501 (166 amino acids)
Source: RefSeq, a predicted model, not a curated record
AUGAAAAAUAAGGUGAUUGGUCGAAAGUUGAAGAAGCUGUACAUUCUGGAGGAGACUGACAAGAAGUCGUUUUCUCACAUUCGACAACUUGAGGUCAUAUACACGCUUGAGGACGACACGCUCUACGCCAACCUUUUAUUCAGGUUUAUAUUUUCUCGGAAAUGCCAAGAAAUCGAGCGAUAUAGAAUGGGUAAACUGGUCGGAAACACGGACAUGGCGCUCUUCGAAAAAGAGGCCAAAGACGGUAAAACGGAGCGACUUGUGUUUUUCACGGAACGUCCCGACGACUACGUGUUCCUGAUGUCGUGCACCGACAUGAAGGCCUCACCGUACGCCUGUCGGGAGUCGUACUACCUGUCACUCGACUCCCGACACAAUCCGCCUAACAGAUUUCCGUGGGCGGUAGCAGCUAGCGAGUUGAAGGCCAAGAUGGACAUGACGUUCGAGGACCCUAGAUUCAUCUUCAACUUCGUCCUAACACCCUGUGUACGGGGUGCAUGAUAGUUGUUAUCAGAAGACAAGAAGCAACGACUGUGAUACAUUCAAACAGCCAUAUUUAAGAACGAUUUUGUGUGACAUAGCCAUACUUAAAAACUAUCCUGUGUAUGACAUGGCCAAAUUUAAGAUCGAUUAUGUGUGUGACACGGCCAUAAUUUAGAAUUAUUCUGUGUGACACGAUCAUAUUUUAGAAUAUUUCAGUGUGGCAUUGCCAUAAUUUAGAAUUACUCUGUGUGACAAGGCCAGAUUUUAGAAUUGUUCCGUGUGACACGACCAUAUUUAAAAAAUACUUUGUGUGUCACAGCAAUAUUUUAGAAUUAUUUUGUGUGUCACUUACUUUUUUUGCGGUUCAGACU